GUCAGUGUCAGUUCACACCAGAUUCAAACUUCAGAGUUAGUACAAUAACAAAAAUAAACAUUAUUUUUAAAGUUAACAAAUAAUAUUUUAAAAUACAAUGGUGUGUGAAAAAUGUGAGAAGAAAUUAGGUCGUGUUAUUACUCCGGAUCCUUGGAAAACCGGCGCUAGAAACACAGUUGAAUCUGGUGGUAGAAAAGUUGGUGAAAAUAAAGCAUUAACUGCGAAAAAAGGAAGAUAUAAUCCAUAUACUUCUAAGUUCCAUGAAUGCAAGAUAUGUCGAACUAAAGUACACCAAGUUGGAUCACACUAUUGCCAAGCAUGCGCAUACAAAAAAGGAAUUUGUGCUAUGUGUGGAAAGAAAAUAUUAGAAACAGCCAACUAUAGGCAAAGUUCAACAUAGUGUUUAUAUCUCGUAGUUCUAAAAUCUGACUUAAAACUUUCCUGACUAAACAUAAUUUUGUUACAUUAUGUUUAUAAGUUUUCUUUCAUAGAAGCACUAAAGUGGAAUAGUUUAAAUGAAAAAUAUGGCUCAUUACUUAAUUCUCUUGUUGACGUGAAUGAAGAAAGAAUGAAAUCAAUCAACAGAAAAAUUCAGUUGGACAAUAUAGACUAUGCUGGUCUCCUACGGAGUAUACUGCAUGAACAAUCAGAAAAUGUAGCUGUGGUUAUUUUAAAUGUAUUUAUGUUUUUAUUUAUUCUGGCUCUGAUAUGAUAGGAUAAUACUAAUAAUUUAUUUUAUGAUAGGAUAUUAUUGUAGGAAAAUGACACUGCACCAGAUGAAUCUCUUUCAGAAGUAACAUCAAAAGAGAACUUAAUUGAGCCUAAAAAUCCUUUAAGAUACAAAGACAGUUCAGAUUCAGACUCCUUCUUCCAUAAGGAACCAACAAUUUAUGGUCCGAAUGAUAGUAUACCAAUGGAAAAUGCAAGAAUUAGAUGUGUCUAUGCCUGCCGUAACGCAUACAGAAGUGUGUGCAGAAGAUUUAGAACCGAAUGCACAUCAAAAAUGCGAAGAUAUUUCAGAAAGCAAUGUCGUACUGCCUGUCAAAGAAGGUUUUGAAAUAAAAAUAUAAUGAUUGAGUCUUUUGA
Messenger RNA from Pieris rapae (cabbage white), 1086 nucleotides. Its product is annotated as cysteine-rich PDZ-binding protein. The transcript is spliced from 3 exons. Bases 98 to 400 code for a protein of 100 amino acids. Lineage: Eukaryota; Metazoa; Arthropoda; Insecta; Lepidoptera; Pieridae. Gene Ontology annotation, cellular component: dendrite. Gene Ontology annotation, biological process: cytoplasmic microtubule organization. The record is from RefSeq and is a predicted model, not a curated record. Gene Ontology annotation, molecular function: PDZ domain binding; microtubule binding.